UCUGGGUCCCGUGUCCUGCUGCUGGCCUGGACGGCUCAGGGCUCACACGCCAGCCCCGCUCUCAGGAUCCAGGAGGAGCUUCCCUCAUUAGCCACCAAGUGUCCCGACGGGCAGGGACACAGCCUAGACAGAGGCCCGGGGAUCUGACUCAGGUAGGGGACCCAGUCUGGGAGCUCCACGGUCACCUGCGAUAACUCAAGACCCAGGCCACCAGGCUGUGACCUUGGCAGCCAGGUGGCUGCACCUUCAGAGGUGGGUGGGGCGAAAUUCCAGCCUGAGGUGGGGGAAGCCAAGCAUCCAGAGCCCCUCAGGUGGGACAGUGGCGAGGACGGGGCUGUGGGAGGUGCUGUGGACUUGGGGUGUGUCCUGGCGGGGCCCCUGUGGAGGCCUCAGGGGGACAGCGUUGACAGGACAGUGUUUCCUAGUGGCCCACAGUCACCUGCUGGGUCAGCACUGCUCCCAGGCUGCAGACUCUGAGGGUCCCCCAGCAUUCUGCAUGGCUGAGAUGGCACCCCAGGGAAGGCGACUCCAAAGCCGUGGGACAGAGGCAAGAGUGACCUCUGGCUGUCUCUGAUGUACCCUUCCCACUGCAGCAGCUCUCCUUGUCCUCGCCGCCCACCCUCUAAUCCAGUAUCCACACGUAGGAUGAGGCAGAAGGAAUUCUGGCGGUCCCUGAUGGCCCGUGCCCUGAAAUGACCCUCUCCCCUUGAGUGUGGGUGACGAGACAUUGCUCUUAUGCUUACAUUACACAACGUGGCACGGUUGACUUUGAGAGGGGGAUUAGCCUGAGUGGGCCUGACCAAAUCCGGUGAUUCCCUCCAAAUGGACCCGGCUUUUCCUGAAUGGGGGGUGGGGGAGAUUCAGAGCAUGAGAGGGGCCAGCAGGGGUCACCUCACGAGGAGCCUCAUUCCUUCAGCCCUUAGCCUGCAGCCAGUAAGAGAUGGGGUGGUGGUGGGGGUGCUGAAUGCUACAACUUGCAAGGAGCUGAAUUCUGCAAUCCCCACGUGAGCCUGACCCUGACCAACGGACACCUGAGUCCAGCUCUGUGAGACACUGACCAGAGUGCCUGGCUUUGUGACCACAGGAUGCCCUUCUGGCCCACAGGGAUGAAGGGAGUACAUUGGUGCUGUUUUGAGAUGCUGAGGGUGUGGCCAUUUGUCACAGCAACAUAAAAUGAACGUCCCACCUUUUCCCAGUUGGGAGGAAAUGUUUUUUCUCCCUCCUUAAACUUCAAGUGGCAGCAACAACCCUGAUGGUUGCUGCUUUGGUUGGCGUAGAGCAAGAGUUUGAAAACUGAAGGAUGAAGCGGCCUUUGUUUGCAGGUCUUCACGGGCUCUUCUCAGGGGUCAGAAGCUGUGUUUGGGGGCUGGGUGCAGGUCCCCUGGGCUAACAGUUAGGUACCUUGGAAAAGGAAGUCCAGGUGUCGUCAAGGAGAGGAGGUGCUUCUCAGGAGGGAAGAGUUGGCUCCGGGCUGGGCCGUGAGCGUCAGGUCACUGAACCUGGUACACCAGGGGUGUGCUCCUGCGAGGUCCCGGGCCAAGAGGGGCCACACCCUGGGUGGACAACAGAUCUGCAGACACAGCGAGGGCUGAGAGAGCAGCUGGCUGUGGAGAGGAGCCUGGGGCCUGUUUUUCUUCUGGAAAACCUUCUCGAAGCGUCAACAGUGCAAGGGGACAAAGGAAGCACGGAGCGGAGGGUAACGUGCAAAGGCAACAUGAGGGGAUUCUGCUCAGCCUCGGGGUCCUGACGGUCCCCUCUUCCCCACCUGCCCCACCAACAGGGAGCCCCCAACCUGUCCUUGCCCUGGACUCAGGAGGCGGAGCAAGCCUCGGCCUAGCAGCCCUGAGACGGGGACUUGGGUGUGGCGAUUGCUGCUCAUCAGCAGGUCCCUCGUGGGCAGGGGGGGCGCACCCCUCCCCAGGCUCUCCGAGGACCCCCCAAGUGCAGUGUCAGAGUCGUUCGGAGGGACGUGGGAGGCUCGGGGGAUGCACAGCUCCUAGUCCUGUUGGUUGAGGGUCGCCCUCGGGGACAUGGGACCCCAGCCACCUUGCUUCCUGUGCUCAUGGGAAGUGCCCGCUGCGGCUGUUGGUGUGCUGACCCCAGAGGUGGGCUGCUGGGACGGGGCGCUCAGCUGUCACCUACCGCUGCCAGGGUCUCCUGAGCAUGAGGACAGGGCCAUUCCCGGGGGAAGCUCCCCAGCCGCCCCAGGCCUGCGGGUUGUCCUGGGGCCCAAGAAGGUGCCUAACACCGGGCAGGGAUCUGCCACUCACCCCAGGGAAGCAGGAUGCGCGGCUGGGCUCCAAUACACUAGUGACCUUUCUGGUCCUUCGGAGUCUGAGGUCGAGGUGCGGCAUCUCCCUGAGUCACCGUCUACACAGACGCUGGCGAUUCGCCAGGACGCGGGACUUUGAGUCCCCCUAAGGAAGGUCUGACGGGGACACGUCCGUCGAGGAAGGACCGUGCCGAGAGGCUGCAGAGCGCGGCCCUCCUGGAGCACAGGAGGAGGGGUGCAGGGGGGUGGGCACAGGGACUGCAGUGGCCUGAGAAAGGGAUCAGGAGGAGCCUGAGGAGCACAGCUAACUCCUUGCUCUCCUGCCAGGCUGGCCUUGAACUCCUGGGAUCAAGCCAGCCUCCUGCCUCAGCCUCCCAAGGAUGCAGGACUACAGGUGCAUGCUGGAGCUCAGUGUGAAAGCCCGUCUGGAGGGGGAACAGGUGACUUCUCACCAGGGCCAGUGACAGAGGCUGUCAGUGCUCCUGCCCCAGGGCAUCUGGGAGAGUCGGGUGAUCUGUGCUCCUUGUCUGAGGAGGUUAGGGGACACUGCUCUCUCUCAUCCAUGGGGCUGGAGACAGGGGACUUGAAAUGGUGGGACAGGCAGAUGGAGGCUACUUUGGAGAGGCCCCUGCAGGGAGACCUCUGCUGCCUGCAGGACUUUGCCUUCAGAAAAAAGCCAUGUGACCAGGGACUUGUUUGUUACUGCGGCCUGCCCUCUCCUGAUACAGGAAGGCCUUGGAAGGACCGCGAACACUGCCGCGACGGUAGGGGCGUUGCUUUCUCUUGGCCUGCGACAUUGGUACAGGGACCCCAGCUUCACAGGCAUGAAACAGAAGAGCAGGAAAGGGAGGGGUUUACCUGAAGUCACCAGAGCUGGCAUGUGACAGAACAGGGGAGCCAAUCCAGCUCUGUCUGGUUCCAAAGCUUUACCCACCUCUCGGGCUCCCUCCAGGUGUGGCUUGCAGAACACAGGGUGACUUUGGAGAUUUGUGGACAAAAUGUUAAAUUGAAUUAACUGGAACUCAUUGAAAUGUGUUUUGGAGUAAACAUCUGAGCUCACCUCGACCACUGAUUUCAGGGUCAUUACUCCUCAGAGGAAAAUUAACAACAACAACAACAAGACGACGGGUUGGCUCAGAGCCGCUGAACGAUGAAACAGCCGGGACAGUAAAGGUCCACGUGGGCCAGUGCGGACGGUGGGUGACGAUGAAGGGGAGCUGCCACGGGAGGUGCCAUCGUUUGUCACAGGGUGUGAGAUGACCCGGCUCGCUCUGUGGGACAAGAGCCGAGCCUGGAGCAGCGGGAGCCCGGCUGGGGAGUCCUGCGCACUACCCACCGGGCCACACUGCCCCGGCCUCUCGGGCCCCGCGCACACCGAAACUCUGGGGGCAGGAGAGGGACCGCCGAGACCGGGGAGGGGGGCUCCAGCAGGCCCCUCCGUGCCCCCGGUCUAUAGCGGACACACUGUUCCCGAUUUUGAGUCCCGGGGAAAACGUUUCAGUUUUACAAACACAAAUAUUGACUUUCUUUCCUCAAUGUCCACGCUCAGCUUCCAGGUCCGCCCUCCCGCCCGCCUCCCCUUGAACCCGGCUGUCCCUGCAAGCCUACCUGCCGCAUAUUUCUGUGGCUCUGCUAAUGAGCGGAGAAGCGACAGAGAGGGGCCUGUGCCCCUCCGGGAGCUCACAGAACUGCCAUUCAGAGCCCGGCUGAAAGAGCCACUUCAUGCGCCAGCUGCCGCCCGCCAGCUCAGCCUGCACCGGGACGCGGCCCUUCGUUGGGAGGGGGCCUUUGGCCAGGAGACUCGGGCUCACGUGCCCCUCGUCCGUCUUCGGCAUGGCCCCGGGACAGCACGGUGCCUCCCUUGCCAGGGGUCACCAUGGCCGACCCUGAUGUGACCCUUGAUGGCCGACAGGGCAACGGGGCUGUUCAUCAUGAUUUCCUUCUGCUUCACCAAGGCAGCGCCAUGCUGGGUCCCAGGGAUGCUGUGGGGAGUGAGGCAGGAAAGAGCCCUGGGGAGGCAGGUGACACGCUGCAACUCAAUCUGGGAAAGGGAUACACACCAUAGGGUGAUCUCUGGAGCUCCUGCAGCCCUUCUGGAGAACAGAAGAGGUCAAUGUCAACUUGGAGAGGGGAAGGGCCGCAGUGGCCGCUGCUGGCUUUCAGGUUGGGGAGCAGGAAAGGGCAGGGAAAGCUUCCAACAUCUGUUUCCUCUAACAUGGGCCCAAAGGGGAGCCAGCCUGGGCUGUCAGCUGGGACCGCUCCCAAACUGGCUGGGCGGCUUCGGCUACCCAGCAGACUUCUCUGGGCCUCAGUUUCCCUAUCUGACAAACAGGCUAACAGACUCUGCCCUGUGUGUGGACCUCAUAGGUUUGUUGGGGAAACAAAGGAGACGGAGGGACAGCGUGAGUGACAAGUGUGGACAGAUGGUCACUGUCACUGCUAAACCUGGCAGUCAUUUUCCAACCACUAUCUGCUUUUCCCUUUGCUGAGGAACAACUUUCAGUGUGGCCAUGCCCGUGUUCUUUCUGCUCCAUCCCAUCAACUAGAGGAUCUGGAUGCAAGACAAGGGACCAUUCCUGGCCAUAGGAUCAACCGUGGGCUCCACCUGAUGACCAUGUCUAAUCCCCAUCACUACCCAAGGCCCAACCUCAAAACUCCACAGCUGGACGAGAUAGAAUGCCUCAUGAACCUUUGGGGACGCUCAGACCACACCCCAAACAGCAGGAGGCUUGAUCUCCUCCCCCAGCUUUUCCUGGACAGAGGUGAAUUCGCGAAUUCUCGGAUACUCACCAGCUCAGGGACAGGGCAGGAGGCACGGGGAGUGGGUUCAGGGGAGAGGUCACCAAGCUUCACCUGUGGCUGAGAACACAGGCAUGGGACCCGGGGACAGCUCCUGCAACUCUUCCCCUCCAAUUAACCCUGGGAGGUGGGCACCAAUAUCCCCCUAGCUUCCAGAUGAGGAAUCUGUGGCACAGAGAGGUGAAGGAACUUGUCUGUGGUCACACAGCUGCUCUGGGUCUCUCCCCUACCACCUUACACGCUCUAAGAGCACAGGUACCUGCUGGUCGCUAUUCUGAUCUUGAAAGAUUAUGGCAGGCAGAGUCAGGGGACAGAAUGUGCCUGGCACGUGCAAAGCCAGCUAUGUCUUGAGGAGAAUCCUGGGACAGCUGGGACAGGCAGGGACAGCGAGGCUGGAGGAGGGAAAGUGCUUCAGGAGGAAAUUGGGUUCGAAGUUGCGGGUACAGAAGGGUUUGGGCGUGGGAAGGAGGAGCAGGGCAGGGCUGGGGCGAGGCAAGGGUCCCUGGGUGGCAGCUUCAAGUCAUCACGCCCAGCCCCUUCAGGGCCACCCCGCCCACCUGGGAUUUCCUGAAUUCCAGCUGCGGCUCCGGCUCCGGCUCCGGUUGCUUCUGCAGGCAAAGGAGCCCUUGUGGCUGGGGCGUGCGGGGCCAGGCCUCCUCCUCCGGCACACACACCUCCAUUCAGCACGGCCCCGCCCCGGGGACUUGGGGGCUGGGGCUGCUGUCCCCACCUCAGUGGGGUCCGCCCGGCCGGAAGGCUGGGCGGGCAGCGGGGUUGAUAAGACGGGGACCUGCUGGCCCCCACCACUGUGCCGGCCGCUGUCCCUGCUGCCACAACCAUGAGGGUCGUCUCCGGCACCAGCCUCGUGCUCUGCGGCCUGCUGCUGCUGCUCCAGCCUCCACGGAACCUCGGCCUCACCCCCCAGUCCAGAGGGCACCUCUGUCGGACGCGGCCCGCGGACCUGGUGUUCCUGGUCGACAGCUCCCGCAGCGUGAGGCCCGUGGAGUUUGAGAAGGUGAAGGUGUUCCUGUCCCAGGUCAUCGAGUCCCUGGAUGUGGGGCCCAAUGCCACCCGGGUGGGCGUGGUCAACUACGCCAGCACCGUCAAGCAGGAGUUCCCGCUGAGGGCCCACAGCUCCAAGGCCGCGCUGCUGCAGGCGGUGCGCCGCAUCCAGCCGCUGUCCACAGGCACCAUGACUGGCCUGGCCCUCCAGUUCGCCAUCACCAAGGCCUUCAGCGACGCGGAGGGCGGUCGCUCCAGGUCCCCCGACAUCAGCAAGGUGGUCAUCGUGGUGACGGACGGGCGGCCCCAGGACAGCGUGCGCGACGUGUCUGCGAGGGCCCGGGCCAGCGGCAUCGAGCUGUUUGCCAUUGGCGUGGGCCGCGUGGACAAGGCCACACUGCGGCAGAUGGCCAGCGAGCCGCAGGACGAGCACGUGGACUACGUGGAGAGCUACAGCGUCAUCGAGAAGCUGUCCAAGAAGUUCCAGGAGGCCUUCUGCCUGGUGUCAGACCUGUGUGCCACAGGGGACCAUGACUGUGAGCAGGUGUGCCUCAGUUCCCCGGGCUCCUACACCUGCGCCUGCCACGAGGGCUUCACCCUGAACAGUGAUGGCAAGACCUGCAAUGUCUGCAGUGGAGGCAGUGGCAGCUCGGCCACUGACCUGGUCUUCCUCAUUGAUGGCUCCAAGAGCGUGCGGCCAGAGAACUUUGAGCUGGUGAAGAAGUUCAUCAACCAGAUUGUGGACACCCUGGACGUGUCCGACAGGCUGGCCCAGGUGGGGCUGGUGCAGUACUCGAGCUCUGUGCGCCAGGAGUUCCCGCUGGGCCGCUUCCACACCAAGAAGGACAUCAAGGCGGCCGUGCGGAACAUGUCCUACAUGGAGAAGGGCACCAUGACCGGCGCUGCCCUCAAGUACCUCAUCGACAACUCCUUCACUGUGUCCAGCGGGGCCAGGCCCGGCGCCCAGAAGGUGGGCAUUGUCUUCACUGAUGGCCGGAGCCAGGACUACAUUAACGAUGCUGCCAAGAAGGCCAAGGACCUCGGCUUUAAGAUGUUUGCGGUGGGAGUGGGCAAUGCUGUGGAGGACGAGCUGAGGGAAAUCGCCUCGGAACCCGUGGCCGAGCACUACUUCUACACGGCUGACUUCAAGACCAUCAACCAGAUCGGCAAGAAGUUGCAGAAGAAGAUCUGUGUGGAGGAAGACCCCUGUGCCUGUGAGUCCAUCGUGAGGUUCCAGGCCACAGUGGAGGGGCUGCUGCAGGCCCUGACCAGGAAGCUGGAAGCCGUCAGUAAGCGGCUGACUGUCCUGGAGAACAGAGUCGUCUAAGGUCGCUGUCCCCACCCUGGCGCCUCCCUCUCCUCACCCCAAGCUUGGCUCAGAGAGUCCUGCUGUGUCCCUGCAGCCCAGUGUCGUCCAGCUUUGCCAUUUUAGUGAGGGCGCCAGGAGGGGCCAGGUGCUGGGACAGCUCCGGGCCUCCCAGCCCUGCAUCCCCUGGGUGGGGGCUGGAGGGGCAUGUCCCCGUGUGCUUGUCAGGAGCGUUUGACGAUGUUUGGGAGCCCGUGUGUGUGCCCCAGGGAGGGCGGGUGUGCAUGGUGAGCCCUUCGGGAAGGAGUGCCAGAGAGACGGGUGUGCGUUUUCUUCUGAUCCAAAGCUUAAUAUAUUCCUGGAUUUUGUAGUUGA
This is a messenger RNA of Marmota monax (woodchuck), 7754 nucleotides long. RefSeq names its product matrilin 1 (gene Matn1). Bases 5910 to 7400 code for a protein of 496 amino acids. The record is from RefSeq and is a predicted model, not a curated record. Gene Ontology annotation, molecular function: calcium ion binding. The transcript is spliced from 10 exons. NCBI's taxonomy places the organism in Eukaryota, Metazoa, Chordata, Mammalia, Rodentia, Sciuridae.